CCUCAAAUUAUUUUAAAUUUCCAUUGACACACUUAUCACAACUACUUUAUAUCAUAAAAAACCAAAAACGACACAGCCAGUGCGACCAUUUAUUCCAUAAUAUCGCAUUACGCUUUUUGUUGACAUUCAAGGUGCGGAACCACACAUUUAUUAAAAACUAAUUUGCAUAAAAACCGAUUUCAAAAUGUCUGAUGUGGAUCCAAACGAUAUGGUGUACUGUCCCUACGACAAAGCCCAUAAAAUGCUGCGCAAAAAACUGCAGCAACACAUUAUCAAAUGCCGCGAAUAUUUUAAAGAUGAGAUCGAACUAAUGGUGUGUCCCUUUAACAAGGCGCAUUUAAUACCCGAACCAGAAUUUUUUCAACACACAAAAACUUGCGACGAUCGCAAAAUUAUUGCGCACUAUCAGCACAAUGCGUCCGCCGAACUCGUUGAAGAUACGAAGCACGAGAAAAUCGAAACUGAAGAGAAUUGGGACGACGAUGAUGUGCCCGACUACGAUCCUGAAGCAUACGCUUCCAAUGCAAAUGUGCUCCGGUCAGCAAAGGGAAUAUUUCCAGCUCAGCGCAAAGCUUUUGUAAAAGAGGAGCGUAAACGAUUGUUAGAAGAGCAAAGCGAUGAUGAUACUGCCAACGACAAUAUAAAUUUACCUCAAGCAAUGCCAAUUCCCACAAGAAUUACAACAUCAAAAUCGAAUCGAUCAGCACCAUACAAGCUUUCAAAUCGACAGCGCUAA
Molecule: messenger RNA, 736 nt
Organism: Drosophila nasuta
Lineage: Eukaryota; Metazoa; Arthropoda; Insecta; Diptera; Drosophilidae
Product: gametocyte-specific factor 1 homolog
Exons: 2
Coding region: 185-736 (183 amino acids)
Source: RefSeq, a predicted model, not a curated record